Messenger RNA from Vigna unguiculata (cowpea), 1386 nucleotides. Its product is annotated as biotin carboxyl carrier protein of acetyl-CoA carboxylase, chloroplastic-like. Gene Ontology annotation, cellular component: chloroplast; acetyl-CoA carboxylase complex. NCBI's taxonomy places the organism in Eukaryota, Viridiplantae, Streptophyta, Magnoliopsida, Fabales, Fabaceae. The record is from RefSeq and is a predicted model, not a curated record. Gene Ontology annotation, molecular function: acetyl-CoA carboxylase activity. Gene Ontology annotation, biological process: fatty acid biosynthetic process.
AUUUUUUGAAUUUCUUUUCUUGCAGACGAAAACACAUCAAACAUGUAAAAGAAGUGACACUACAUAGUUCAUUGUUUGUUCCUCCAAGUUAGAUUCAUCACAGGCGCACCCUCUUCGGUCUCAACGGCUCUUGGCAUAUAUUCUCACCAUUCUUCGCAGAUCACGCACCCCUUUGGGAAGUGAAGAAGGAAAGUCUGGUUUUUGGUUCGUGGGGUGCUUUCAAAAUGGCCUCAUUCUCGGUCCCAUGCCCCAAGUGCCCUUCUACUUCUUUUUCCUCUCUGGGGUUCAAAUCCCAACUUGUUCCCUUUCAAAGUGGGUUCAGCUUCAAACCUUUUCUAUCGUUCAGUUCUUUAUCUGCUGAAUCUGCAUCAUCUAGAAUUCAGUGUUCUAACAGGAAGCAAUUUUCUGUGCUGAAGGCUGCUAAAGUUGAAAAUUCUAAUUCUAAUUCUGCCCCGGUAGCGGUCAAGGAACCUAGUGUUGCUUCAUCAAAAGAAAAAGAAGUGCCUAAUGGAAAACACUCUGGUGCCACUAUUGCAGAUGAAGUUUCUGUUACUGCAUUCAUGUCUCAAGUUGCAGAUCUUGUAAAACUCGUUGAUUCAAGAGAUAUUGUGGAAUUUCAACUUAAGCAAUCAGACUAUGAACUCAUGAUAAGAAAAAAGGAAGCAUUGCAGCCUCCACCAGUAUCAGUACCUCCUAUGUAUGCCGCAUUUCCACCGCCACCGGCAGCACCGACCGCCGCUCCUACUAGCUCUUCCCCCCAAAAAGCACUGCCUGCCUUGCCUUCCCCUGCAAAAGCAAGCUCGUCUUCUCACCCGCCGCUGAAAAGUCCGAUGGCUGGAACUUUCUACAGGAGUCCAGGACCUGAUGAACCUCCAUUUGUCAAGGUGGGUGAUAAAGUGAAGAAAGGGCAAGUUAUUUGCAUUAUUGAGGCUAUGAAACUGAUGAAUGAAAUUGAGGCUGAUCAGUCAGGAACAAUAGCUGAGAUAUUGAUUGAGGAUAGCAAACCAGUCAGUUUAGAAACGCCCCUUUUUGUAAUAGCUCCAUGAGCACUCUGAACCUUGCUUCAAAGAUUAUGUGAAAUCUCCAUUGUUGGAUAUCAUGGUAUUGGAUGAAUUAGAUUUUCUGUUCGGAGUUUUCUUGAGUGAGAAUGUUUCUCUAUUGAGAAAUCUUUAGUACCUUCUUUAUACCUCACUCAUUAUUAAGAUAUUUUAGGCAUAAAAGCUCCAACAUAUUAGUAUGAAUAUUAUGAAUAUUGGACAUUCCAUUUUUAGUAGUAUUUAUGUGUUACUUUUUGUUUUUUGCUUUCUGAUGACACCCUCUUGUUGUAUUAACCUGCUGGUUGGAUUAUUCACGAUAAUGAUAUUUUAAUCCGCUUUUAAUUUAUCA